AUGGUGGAAACAGCGAUGGGGCAUAUCCCACGACUUCAAGAAUACAGACCUGGCUCUAGCAGGUCCGGUGGCCGAUUAACAGAAGCCGGUGCAACAAGCCCUGUGUGGAAUGUCAUUCCGACCCCCACUCAGGCAUUCAUCUUAUGGGAAUUAUAUUGCGACAAUGUAGCACCUGUCAUCCCCCUUCUGCACAAACCCAGUAUCUGUAGCUUGUUGAUGGACUCGGCUUCUGCUGGAGACUCGCUGGACCCAGUAACAAAGUCCCUCUUACUAGCGGUGUGCUUGUCGGCGGUCGUCACUAUGACUCCCGCACAGUGUCUCCGCGACCUAGGCGCCAGCCUGCCAUCGAUCGUGCGAUGCUACAGGGAUGCCCUACAGAAUGCACUCAAUGACGCCAAGCUGUGGAGCACGCGCAAUACUACCCUUCUGCAAGCUGCCGCCCUCUAUAUCACCGCGAUUCGGAAUCACACCGAGGACCCUGCCUAUGUGUGGGCAUUACUCGCCGUCAUCAUCCGUCGCGCUCUCAACACUGGCCUCCAUCGCGAUGCAGCUGCUCUGCGGGUCAGCCAGCUUGAGGUUGAAAUGCGCAGGAGACUCUGGUGGCACCUAUGUCUCUUGGAUCAACGCGCCUCCGAAGACCAAGGGACCUCUCCGGAAUUACUGCCCGUCUCAUCCAACGUGCGUCUUCCACUCAAUGUCAACGACGACGACAUCCUGCCUACCUCUACACUCCCGAUCCAGGAGCGCAUUGGCGUCACGGACAUGACGUUUGCUAAUAUCCGGUACGAAUCCAUCCGUGCCGUGUGGGACAUGAGGAGAGAGCUAGAGUCCCGACGGUGCGCUCCCCACAGACAAUGCCGUUGCAUAGACAUGUGCAGUGAUACUAGCGCUCGCCUGUUCUCACGUCUACACCGGGAUUACAUAUCCCAUUUCAACCCAGAUCACCCUCUCGUGCGAUGGUACGUGGGCAUUGCGCGCGUCGUCCCCAAAGUCACCUUUGUCAUCCACCACCCGUUCUCUCGCGACCAGAUGACCGAUCUGCCGCUGGACCUCCUGGAUGGAUUUUUUAUGACAGCCGUCGAGGCCGUCGAGUUCUGUCGUUUUAUCGAGACUUGCACGCUGACCGCCAAGUGGAGGUGGCAUUUCCGCCAGAGUUCGACACGCUGGCACCUCCUGACUUUCCUCUUGACGGAGCUCUGCGUACGACCCCCCUGCCCCUCAGUGGACCGUGCGUGGCUCGCCGUGUCGGCAGCCUAUCGGGAAUGGGAUUUGGCAGUCGCGGGCAAGGAAUGGCAGACCGUCACGGCGUUGAUGGAGCACGCCGCGUCAAUUCGGAACAGUUCUUCCGAUCUUUAA
Aspergillus candidus is the source of this 1356-nucleotide messenger RNA. Its product is annotated as fungal specific transcription factor domain-containing protein. Gene Ontology annotation, molecular function: zinc ion binding; DNA binding. Lineage: Eukaryota; Fungi; Ascomycota; Eurotiomycetes; Eurotiales; Aspergillaceae. Bases 1 to 1356 code for a protein of 451 amino acids. The record is from RefSeq and is a predicted model, not a curated record. The transcript has 2 exons. Gene Ontology annotation, biological process: DNA-templated transcription.